CUGAGGGGGUUGGAAAUUGCAGCGGGGACUCUAUUCCUUGCGCAGAAAUAGGUUUUCCUCCACUAAGGCUGAUAAAAAACUAUUAGGAUUCCCAGUUUUCUUAAACUGUCUGUCCCAUAAUGCAGCAAUUGUGAGAAGGGAGCACAUCAUUCAUAUUCCCAAUUCUCACAAUACAUACCUACGGUGAAAGGAGGGUGGGAAUUUUAACUUUUCACCUAGAAAAAGGGAGACACAACUUAGUUGUUAGGUUUCAACUUUCAUCACCACCAGGCUGCUGAAGGGCCACAGGUUAUCCAUGCUUGCCCUAGGAUGUUCAACUUAAAAGCAUUAAUACCACUAACUGUUUGGCAGAUGUAGUUACCCAAACUAGCAACCCCAGUCAACAUUUGUAUCUGAUUGUAUCUAAGGGACGCGGGUGGCGCUGUUUUCUAAACCACUGAGCCUCUUGGGCUUGCUGAUCAGAAGGUCGGCGGUUCGAAUCCCCACAACAGAGUGAGCUCCCAUUGCUCCGUCCCAGCUCCUGCCAACCUAGCCAUUCGAAAGCAUGCCAGUGCAAGUAGAUAAAUAGAUACCACUGUGGCAGGAAGGUAAACGGCAUUUCCAUGCACUCCAGUUUCCAUCACGGUGCCCCAUUGUGCCAGAAGCAGUUUAGCCAUGCUGACCACAUUACCUGGAAAGCUGUCUGUGGACAAACACCAGCUCCAUCAGCCUGAAAGCAAGAUGAGCGCUGCAACUCCAUAGUCACCUUUGACUGGACUCACCAUCAAAGGGUCCUUUACCUCCCCCCCCUUUUUUUUUUACUAAUUACCACUUUUAACUGUGUGUGAUGGUGGGGGAAGCUGUGUUAGAACCAGCUAUCUAUACCAACUUGUAUCACAGAAAAUGUGCUACCUAUAUGCUAUGUCUAUAUGCCUUAAAAUAAACCUAUAUACCAGCAGUGGGAACGUAAUUGUUUCCGAAGAGCUGGCCUUGGAAAACCUAGCCUUGAGGCUUCACAAACCAGCCACUUUGUAGAGUCAUAUACCAAAGGUGGAGAGGUGUUAGGUCAAUAAUUUUUCUUCUUCUCUUGGACAAUUAUGGGUUUUAGAUAUGUUUACUCCCAAUCAAUAUUUGCUGUACUCAGCAGUCCACAACUUAUGACCGCUGAAACAUUAUUAUUUGCUUUAGGUGUUGACUGGUUCAGAAAAAAGGUGGUGUCUGUUUCUGUAAUCUUCAGUGUAAAGAAACAGGUAACUAACUUUAUAUAGUAAAAACUCUCUAGGUUGAAAUGGGCAAUAAAACACUUUUUCAGCAAUAGUCCUUUGAAAGUCAGGACUGAAAUUAGCACCCUUCAACUUAAUGGUUAUUUUUCUUCUUCUUUACCCUUUUAAAGAUCAUGAAUGGCAAAUGCUAUGAACGAAUGCUUCUUUUUUACCAAACACUUCCUUAAAAUAGAGAAGAUUAACAUAGAGCGCAUUGCAAUAGUCCGAGCAGGACAUAACCAUCGCAUGCACCAUUCUGGCAAGAAGGGUCUCAGCCAGUGUUAUAUGGUCUCGGCAGCCACUCCUAGUCACCAGUCCAGCUGCCGCAUUCUGGAUUAGUUGUAGUUUCCGGGUCACCUUCAAAGGUAGCCCCACAUAGAGCGCAUGGCAGUAGUUCAAGCAGGUGAUAACUAGAGCAUGCACCACUCUGGCGAGACAGUCUGCGGGCCGGUAGGGUCUCAGCCAGUGUAUCAGAUGGAGCUGAUAAACAGCUGCCCUGGACACAGAAUUGACCUGCGCCUCCAUGGACAGCCGUGAGUCCAGAAUGACUCCCAGGCUGCGCACCUGGUCCUUCAGGGGUACAGUUACCCCAUUCAGGACCACGGAGUCCUCCACCCCCCCACCCACCCCCUGUCCCCCAGAAACAGGACUUCUGUCUUGUCAGGAUUCAACUUCAAUCUGUUAGCCGCCAUCCAUACUCCAGCCAUCUCCAGACACUCACGCAUUUGUAUUUGUGUGUCCUUAAAAUAUCAGCUGCAUUAAGGCCCAAGCAGGAAGCAUAAUUUCAGUGUUUAUGCAAAGGCAAUUAACUCUUUCUCUUUGUGUUACUAUUCUUCUGAAAAUGGUUUCAGACAAUGGACUUGUAAAAGGGUAAAAAAAUACUGGGAAAUAAUUUAUAAUGAAUUGGAAAAAAGAAUGUUUUAAAGUACUUUCCCCCCAAAAAACAAAGUCCUUUUUCUUGGGGAUAAUUCAGAUAAUUAAGAUGGAAAUACCCAGGUGUCAAAAAAGGCUAUUUAUGUAUGACACUACUGUGGACCUUGUUUUGUUAGUCCAAAAAUAGAAAAUGAGUGAGGUCCCAACUAAAGAGGAAUGCCAACUGAUUGAACACACGCAGCUGGCAGACUUAACUUAUAGAAUAAGAGAACAAGAAGAAUAUACGUUUAAAGAUGAUUGGAAAAUAUUUAAUGUAUAUAUGGGUGAAGAUUGUGCACAUUUGAAAACGCUGGCAGCAUUAAGACAAUUGAUUGAUUGAUUGAUCUUUAUUACGGCCAUUGGCCCGUCACACGACAGUUUCCCAUACCAACAUAAUGUACAUGAACCUCCAAAUUUAAAACCGUCAAAACUUACAAAAAACAGACAAGAACCAAAGCAGAACAAAAACAAAAGACCAACAUCAUAUGUUGCAAUAAAUUUGUAACAUAACCAUCACCAUCUGCUCACAGAUCAAUAAAAGACAUCAAUGGUGAUUCACCUAGUUACAUCCUAAAACAUAGAUCAUGGUUUAAAGGGAUUUUCCGAGCCACACAGGAGUCCGUUUCUCUUCUUUAGGGAUAGGACACUGAUCAAGAAUCUGGCAACCGUGAGUGAUCUUAGGGGGUCAUCAUCAUUUAAUAGAUAUCUCAGUUUGGCUUCAUUCGUAUCAUCGGCAAUUCCCUUUAGAUAUUGGGCAAGAAACUUGCUCCUGGCCGAUGAGUGAAAAGCACAGUCAAAAAUUAUGUGAUGCAACGAUUCCGGUGCCCCACAAUUACAAUCACAUAAGAGCGAUAUCUGUCCAUUGGAGAAUCUAUUUCUCAGCAUGUUCGAUGGGAAGGUGUUGAAUCUUGCCUUUACAAAGGCAUAUCUAUGAGCCGAAGAAGUUAAGGAAUUCAAAUAGUUUGGGAGCCUUAAGAGGGGUGAUAAACCAAGGUUUAGAGGUGAGCAGGUACCAUUGCCCAAGACCAUUUUCUGCUGCAAGUCCAUCUCCUCUAGUUUACAGGUUACUGUUCUUUUAGCUGGAACUAUGUCCUGCUCUAGUAAUUUGGAUGGGGAGAUUCCCAUUGUCAUUAUUUUCAGCUGUAAAUUUUUUACCCAUGGGCUCUGGAAAUCAUCUCUCCACAUACAUUGUAUCAAGUACAAGUUUGGGAGAUUGUGCCAUAGAGAUAACCAGUGACAAAGUAUGUGCUUCCACAGAGCGUUUUCCAGGGAUACAGUAUUAAGUUCCAUGCGUAACGCUGUAUUACUUACACAGUUGGGCAGUUUCAAUAUCCCUCUUAAAAACUGAUUUUGAAUAACCUCUAGGUGAGAUAGAUUGACAAAAGUCCCCCAAAUUGAGAUGGCAUAGGCAAUUGUCGGGAUCACCUUGGCCUUGAAGACUUUCAACGCCGAUGGGAUAUGAAGAGCCCCAUCGGUGAAGAAGAAUCGCAAGAUCGCCAAGGAGAUAGCUUUGGCUCUAUUUGUAACAUAGGCUACAUGGGCCUUCCAUCUAAGGUUAUGUUGUAACCAAACUCCCAAGUAUUGGAAUCUAUAGACUUGUUCGAUGACUCUCCCAUCAAUUCUCCAAUUAUGGAGUUUCCGGCUCUUUGAGAAAAUUAGAAUCUUAGAUUUUCCAUAAUUAAUUGUAAGGGAAUUUGCGUUACAGUACGAUCCAAAAAUUUUUAAGGCCCUCCUGAGACCUACUCUAGAAAAGGAAAGGAUGACUGCGUCAUCCGCAUACAGUAACAAAGGGCAGCGAUAAAGUGCUAGGCGGGGUGCAUGAAUCCUUUCUUGAGCCUCUAUUAGGGGGGGUCCUCAUAUCGCUUAUGAAUAAGUUGAACAGGAAUGGAGCCAAUAUACAACCCUGUCGGACACCUCUGUUAAUGGGAAUUGGAUUGGUGAGAUCACCCUCCGGGGUGAGUCUCACUCUAGCCGCUGAGUUCUCAUGGAGUUUGAUUAUUAGCCAGAGAAGCCUUCUAUCGAUGCCCCAGCGGGAGAGUUUUUCCCAGAGGAUGUUCCUGGGGAUACUAUCGAAUGCUGCCUUUAGGUCAAUGAAUGCCACACAGAGUUGGCCACCCUUUGGGGUGGAAUAUUUCCAGGCAAGAUGCUGUAAAAUUAGAAUAUGAUUAAUUGUUGACUGUUUUGGGCGGAAUCCAGCUUGUUCGGGCCCAAUUAAUUUUUUCUCUUCGGCACUUUGGUUAAGUCUGUUCAGCAAGAAGCGGGCAUACAGUUUCCCACUAUUGAGAGUAGACUGAUAUUUCUGUAAUUCCCCGGGUCAUCUGGUGAGCCCUUUUUGUGGAUUGGAACGAUAACAGCGUCCUUCCAUACUUCCGGGAUCUUUCCAGAGUUGUUAACGGCAUCGAAGAUGGUCGCCAGAACUUUAGCCCACCAGAGCAGCAUUAAGACAAAUUCAACAGUGUAAAUAAGUUUUGAUGGAUGUAAAAAUGGAAUACUGAAUGGCUUAGUUCAGGCACAGGCAAACUCCGGCCCUCUAGAUGUUUGGGACUACAGUUCCCAUCAUCCCUAGCCAACAGGACCAGUGGUCAGGGGUGAUAGGAAUUGUAGUCCCAAACAUCUGGAGGGCCGGAGUUUGCCUAUGCCUGGCUUAGUUUAUGUAAAAUAUGCAUAGAUCUAUGGCAUGCAAACUGAACCAUGGAAGGAGAAGAAGGGAAGUCAUUGCUAUUUUAAGGUUGUUCAAAUGAAUAUUCUAAAAUGUUAAAUAGAAAAAAAUUAAUAAAAAUUAUACAAAAAAGAAAGAAAGAAAAUGGUUUCAGAUGAGCUGCUUAAAGUUGGUCAAUCUGGCUGGCAAGGCUUCAGCCAGGCACAUCCUCCUGUUGUAAGGAAAUGACAAAUGUUGUGCUUCCAUGGAGACUAAUGGUUACAUCUGUUUGAUUUUUUUCUCAGGGGCAAGUGGGGGCCACAUACCAGUGGUGGGUGAGCUCCAAAGCCCCAAAGACCAAAGCACACAAAUGACACAAUAACUUGGCCAUGCCAGAAGAGUUUGCAGUGCUUCCUCACUGAGCUAAGAAAGGGGCUGCCUGUUCUCAGCACAUCGGAGAAACUACCGUAUUUUUUGCUCCAUAGGACGCACUUUUUUCCCUUCAAAAAUGAAGGGAAAAUGUGUGUGCGUCCUAUGGAGCGAAGACGCCAUAGCCCCGCGACCCUCUCCCGGCUGGAGAGGUGACGCGUGGCUAUGGCAGGAGCCUCUACAGCCCUGCGUCACCUCUCCAGCCGGGAGAGCACGCGCGGGCUAAAGCAGCACCCGCGACCCUCUCCCGGCUGGAGAGGUGACGCGCGGCUAUUGAGGCUCUUGCCAUAGCCGCCCGUCACCUCUCCAGCCGGGAGAGCGCGCGGGGCUAAGCAGCCCCCGCGACCCUCGCCCGGCGGGAGUGGUGCCGCGCGGCUAUUGAGGCUCUUGCCAUAGCCGCCCGUCACCUCUCCAGCCGGGAGAGCGCGCGCGGGGCUAAAGAAGCCAUAGCCCGGCGACCCUCUCCCGGCUGGAGAGGUGACGCACGGCUAUGGCAGGAGCCUCUCCGCUGCUCCCUGAACUGCUCUUUGGGGCUGGUGGUGGGCUUCCCCCCGCCAGCCCCAAAGAGCAGGUCGAAGGAACCUGAAGCCUGGAGAGCGAGAGGGGUCAGUGCACACCGACCCUCUCGCUCUCCAGGCUUCCAAGUAGCCGCCUGAACGCACCUUAAAUGGCACCUUGUUUUAGAGCGGGAAAACAAGAGGGGGAAAGUUCUCUCCCUCUCGGCACAGCGCCUCCUGCCACUUCGCUGAAGGGGCGCUGGGCAGAGAGGGGGAGAUUUUUUUUUUCUUGUUCUCCCCCCUCUAAAACAAAGUGUGUCCUAUUGUCCGGUGCGUCCUAUGGUGCGAAAAAUACGGUAGCUUCUUCUUCUUCUUCUUUGGCGAUCGCUCAACGUAGCCGAGUAAGACUUAAUAAAUGAAUAAAAUAUUCUGUAUUUGAAAAUGCCAACCUUAAAUAAAUAUCAGUAUAGGUUUCCUCUGCUUUCAGCCUCAACUGGCUACAGAUGAGGAUGAUCGAGUUUUAGCGAGUCCUUGAUCCUGACGCCACUAAAAUCCAUGACCAGAGCAGUUGAUUAAACCAAUAAGUCGACCAAACCUUUGACUUAAUGGGAGAAACGACGUUCCCUUAAGGAGUAAAGUUCUUCUGAUGGCCAUUUUGAUACAGUCCAUUUCAUCCAAAUUGUGAAUGAAGAAACAAGGCAUGUGAGUGACUUUCACUUGAUUUCAGAUAAGCCACCUGUCACAGCGUUAAUUGGCACAUGUCUUUUCGGCUACUUAGGAUGGUUUCAUGCUUGUUGCAAACUUUGAAAGUUGUUCUUGCAUUUCGAUUUCCUCUUUCCUAGCCCCACCUCCUUGCAAUGUGCAUUCUAACACCUCAAAGAACCUGAUAAAUAGGAGGCAGCUUCCUUCAGCCCAGUCAGAAAAACGUGGGACCGCCCGCUCCUGCCUGUGCAAAUCUUACAGAAGCAAAGCCCAGGCGAAACCAUGAGCAAAGCAGCUGGUAAGUACAUAAAGGAUGUUUAGUUCUCCUCGAAUUGAUUUCUUCCUCUUUGCUUCUAUCUGAUAGCCCUGGGUAACACAACCUGCAAUGAAAUGAUUUUAUGAGUUUACUGCUGAGGAUUUAUGGGCACAUCAGCCCCUGAGAUUUAGAGCCAACACCUAUAAUUGCUUAAUAAAUGUUGAAGUGCUGCUCUUUGAUCUUCAGAUAACAUGGGUAUAAUGCCCUUUAAGUUUGUGUCCCUAUGCUAUAUACUCUAAAAGAACUAACAGGCCCAUUAAAAAGCCUGUGAGGUUCAUGCAGUGCUCCCCCCCCCGCUAAAAAAAAUUUUUAAGGGUACUCUCCUUUUCCUACUCAUGUUGAAAUACUGCCCCUCAAUGAGGCCAAACUUAGAUUCGCAAAAUGUUUAGGGGUAUGUGUACCCCCACGUUCCCCCAGAAAAAAAAGCACUGGGUUCAUGUAUAUUAAAGGUAAAGGGACCCCUGACCGUUAGGUCCAGUCGUGACCGACUCUGGGGUUGCGGUGCUCAUCUCACUUUACUGGCCAAGGGAGCCGGCGUACAGCUUCUGGGUCAUGUGGCCAGCAAGACUAAGCCGCUUCUGGCGAACCAGAGCAGCGCACCGAAACGCCGUUUACCUUCCCACCGGAGCAGUACCUAUUUAUCUACUUGCACUUUGACGUGCUUUUGAACUGCUAGGUUGGCAGCAGCAGGGACCAAGCAACAGGAGCUCACCCCGUUGAGGGGAUUCGAACCGCCGCCUUCUGAUCGGCAAGUCCUAGGCUCUGGGGUUUUCCUAUUUUCUUUUUUAAAAUGUUUUUAUUAGCAAUUUCAACAUAACAAAUUAUCAAAACAUAUCAUAUACAUUAUUUUUCCCCUCCCUCCUUCAAACCCUCCCUCCCCCAAAAAAACUUCCCUCAGUGCCUCUCUCUGAUUUCUCAGCACAUAUUAUUCUCUGCAUGUUAUGAAAUUAUACAUAUCCUUACAUUAUCUAUCUGCCAUGUUAUCAACCAAUAAAUUUGCGUAUGUUUAUUCAAAACCUGCCAAGGAAUCCAAUUCAUUUUGUUGUCUUUUUAGAUAAUUUGUAAAAAGCUCCCAUUCUUCCUUAAAGUCACAGUUGUCCUUGUCCCACAAUUUGUAUGUCAAUGCAGCCAGCUCUGCGUAGCUCAUCAAUUUUUCUUGCCACUGUUCUUUCGUUGGGAUUUCCUCGUUUUUCCAUCCUUGUGCUAUCAAGGAAACAGGGUAAAGGUCCUAUUUUCUUAUCAGCAUGACUAAUAGUUUUUAAUGGUUUUGUGAGCACGCAUGCCAAGUAAAAAGCAAAAAAGCAAACAGGAAGCAUUUAAUUAAAGGCACAGUUGCUCUUUGAAAAUGCAAUAGUGCUUUCCUGUACAUACUUUCAACUACUGUUGUGUUUUAUUGCAGAAAUAAAAUCAGGGUUUUUUGGAGGGGGGAAUUAGGGGGAAAACACAGAAAACACUAUAAAUGUCACAAUGACAUUGUGUGGAUUCUCUGUAAAAGGUUUAGGAGCCGGUUGUGGCAAUUCCAGAGAAAAGGGCUAGAGUAGAAGUAACCUGUCUUUCACAUAUGCACGUCAAAAGAUGAAGAGAGGCACAAAAGCACACCUGAAAUCUGCCCAUGAAGAAUGCAAGCUAAGCGUCCAUUGACGUAGAACAAUUCCCCGGUGUUGACAGUGUACGCAGUUUUUGAGGAGCGGAUCAUGCAUGACUAGCCAUAGAGAAUAAAUUCCUCUUGUACACAUUUUCCCCAUGCCAAAUUAUUACCCCUUGUUUCCUGUUCUUGUUUGCGUAACAGAGAAGAAAGCCUUUACUAAUUCCCUUUUUAUUUCCUUUAAAAGGAACUUCUCCACUUUGUAAUGAGCAAACAAUUGCGGUAGGCAUUUGAUUAGAGGAUAUUUCUGGGGCACCUUUAUUAUAUCCUUCAGCUGUGGUGAUAUUACCGUAUUGGCCUGAAUAUAAGCCUUAGUUUUCUUUUCUUUUUCAAAAAUUUCGACCGUGAAACGUUAAAGUGCAACUUAAAUUCACAACCUUACAAAAAUGGGCUUUUACGAUAUCGCUGCUGAAACAGACCUACGGUAAAACGGAAUGGGUGUGAGUGCCUGCGGAAUUUUAAGGGAGCGGCUUAUAUUUGGGUAUUGUCCUCCCCCCCCCCUUGAAUUUUAAAGGUGUGGCUUAAAUUCGGGUGAGGCUUAUAUUCGGUUGCGGCUUAUAUUCGGGCCAAUUUACGGUAUAAAGGUGAUAUCAGACAUAUCAGACAUAAGCUAAUCAACUUCCUUCUAUAUUUAAAGUAAAGAGAGAGGGGGCACCAAAUUGGCAGCCCGAUCUUUGCCACACUUGCUAUGCUGGCAUAAGUGGAAGUAGUAUCUCUUCCAGCAGAGACAACCGAAAUCUGGGGUGUUCUGGGUCAAUUUUUUGUCCAACAGUGUGAAGAAGAGAGGAGGAUUCUAGAUAGAAAAUGGCAGAGGAUGAGCUCUUUCAGAACAGGAGCCAAAGUGGUUCUUUAAAGAUGAUGUUGGACUACAACUCCCACCAUCCCUGACAAUUGGCCUUGCUGGUUGUGGCUGAUGGAAUUAUUAUUAUUAUCAUUAUUUAUUAUUUAUACCUCGCCCAUCUGGCUGGGUUUCCACAGCCAAUCUGGGCGGCUUCCAACAGAAUAUUAAAAUACAAUAACCUAUUAAACAUUAAAAGCUUCCCUAAACAGGGCUGCCUUCAGAUGUCUUUUAAAAGUCUGGUAGUUGUUUUUCUCUUUGACAUCUGAUGGGAGGGCGUUCCACAGGGCGGGUGCCACUACCGAGAAGGCCCUCUGCCUGGUUCCCUGUAACCUCACUUCUCCAGCGAGGGAACCGCCAGAAGGCCCUUGGCACUAGACCUCAGUGUCCGGGUAGAACGAUGGGGGUGGAGACGCUCCUUCAGGUAUACUGGACCGAGGCCGUUUAGGGCUUUAAGGUCAACACCAACACUUUGAAUUGUGCUCAGAAAUGUACUGGGAGCCAGUGUAGGUCUUUCAGGACCGGUGUUAUAUGGUCUUGGUAGCCGCUCCCAGUCACCAGUCUAGCUGCCGCAUUCUGGAUUAGUUGUAGUUUCCGAAUCACCUUCAAAGGUAGCCCCACGUGGAGCGCAUUGCAGUAGUCCAAGCGGGAGAUAACUAGAGCAUGCACCACUUCUGGCGAGACAGUCUGCGAGCAGGUAGAGUCUCAGCCUGCGUACCAGAUGGAGCUGAUGGAAGUUGUAGUCUAACUCUUAUCUGGCAGGUGUCUUUUGCCUAUCCGUGAAAUAGGCUAGAACUACCUGUUGCUCAGGGACACGGAUGUUGCUGUGGGUUAAACCACAGAGCCUAGGACUUGCCAAUCUGAAGGUCGGCGGUUCGAAUCCCCGUGAUGGGGUGAGCUCCCAUUGCUCGGUCCCUGCUCCCUGCAUCAAAGUGCAAGUAGAUAAAUAGGUACCACUCUGGCGGGAAGGUAAACGGCAUUUCCGUACGCUGCUCUGGUUCACCAGAAGCGGCUUAGUCAUGCUGGCCACAUGACUCGGAAGCUGUCUGCAGACAAAUGUCGGCUCCCUCGGCCUAUAGAGCGAGAUGAGCACCGCAACCCCAGAGUUGGUCACGACUGGACCUAAUGGUCAGAGGUCCCUUUACCUUUACCUUUACCUUUACCUUUACCUGUUGCUCAUUUGCUGAGAUGUGUGGGCCCACCCAUUUUCUUUCAAAUGGCCAAGAACAUUGCAUUGCUAAGAGUGCCUGGACUAAAAUUGUCUACCAAAAACUUCACUCUUGUGGUUUAUCACCACAACAACUACUCACGCUGGGUUUUAGUAAAGCAAGCAAUUUAAUUUAAGUGCCUAUAUGAUAUCGAGUGACAGAACAACCUGCCCGCAAUAAGGGAAUUUUGCCCGUGGUAUGACUAUUUUCCACCUAGUCAUCUUGACUCUCUGGUACCCUAUCUGCAUAACUUAAUAAUUCCAAAAUAUAGAUGCGCCUUUACUCUUGCAAGAUUGAAUAUACUGCCUUCGGCUGUACUUGAGGGACGAUUCCAAAAAAUUCCACUAGAAAAAUGAUUAUGUCCCUGUGGAGAUGGCAGUACCGAAUCGGUGGCACGUGUCCUUCUGGCUUGCACUCUUUAUAAAGAUUAGAGAAGUGAAGUUAUCACUCCACUAUUAUUGUCCAUUCCGGGUUCCCCAACCACUGUUACAAUGUCCUUUCUCUUGGCAGAUCAGGAUGAACAGGUGACAGCAAAGGUUGCAAGGCUUUUAGCCGGGGCAAUUAGAAUAAGAUCCAUUAUUUGACUAUUGCUCCAAACCCCAAAAAUGUAUUUUAUAUAAUUGACUUUUUACCUUUAUCUUCUGUAUACCACAUUUUGUUUGUUUUAUUGCUAUGGCUGGUGGCUGAUACAAAUAAAGAUUUAUUCAUUCAUUGCAUUGCAUUGCUAAAACCUACUCCUGCUGGUUUCUGCUGCUACAGACAGCGAGUCAGCCUCUGCCCAUAAAAACAGAAAGCAUGCUUAAACUUUCUGCUGGUGUUACUAAAUGUCAUCGUAAGCGGAAUGAAAGAUUUAUAUUCUGUCUUGCAUUGAGUGGCACAAGCAAAUCAUACUUUCUAUCCGCCGAUCCACUAUGUUAAAGUAGAACCUAAGAAUCUACCCAAGCAUGUAAUAAAUACUGCCUAGUAAUGUAACUUUGAGAGAUGUUUUAAUAGGUAAAUCUGUUUUACAGCACGUAUUUUUGAAAACUGCUAAUUUUAUUUAUAUUUGGUGGGGGGGAAUGGUUAACUUGUUUCUAACAUCUGGUUUUAUUGGUAAUUUAAUGCAGUGCUUUUUUUCUAAAAAAAAUGUUUAGGGAUACUCUCAUUUUGGCUCAAUUAUAAUUUCCCCCCAUUCCUUAUUAAAAUUUUGGUCUUCCUGAUUUCUGAUUCUUCCGGAUCAUUUUUGCCAUUUCGGCAUAAUCCAUCAACUUAAUCUGCCGUUCUUCUCCGGCCAGGACUUUGUCCUCUUUCAAUCCCACGGCCAAUAACAUCUGCGCAGCUUGGGUCGCAUACAUAAAUAGUCUUUUCUGCUCCAUUGGGAUUUCAGCGCCUAGAAUUCCUAAAAGAAAGGCUUUGGGUUUUCUAGAAAAAGUUAUUUUAAACAUUUUUUCCAAUUAAUUAUAUAUCAUUUCCCAAAAUUCUUUUACUACCUUACAUGUCCACCACAUAUGAUGGGAAGGUGCCGCCUUUUUCCUUACAUUUCCAACAUAUAUUUCACCCUGACUAAUCCACUUUUCCAAACCCCACUGUAAAAAAAUAACGUGUCUAGCUCACAGUCAACUCAAGGUCUGAUUGAGAGAUUUAUUAAUGGGAGGGAAGAGGUAGCCUUUCAAAGUUAGAAUGGUCAACAUUUGCCUGCAAAGGUGUGCCUGUGCCUUUUAGUAACUGUACGGCAGGGAGACACGCAAUAGUUAGCACAUCUGUCAUCACAUCAAUGCAACAAUAGUUUAAAACAGAAAGCGUUUGCUGUCCCCACUCCCUCUCUCUCUCUCUCUCUCUCUCUCUGUACAUGUCUUAAGUGCCCUGGACAGGUAUAGCUCUAAGAAGCAGGAAAUUGCUCAUCCAGAAAUGAGAAUAAGGCCAUGGUGUUUUUGUAUUGACUUUCCGUGGCCAGUUCUGCAACCAGCUCCUGGGGAAUCAGAAUGCAAGUUUGGGCAAACCUAAAACGACUGUUAGGUGUAAGCACAAAGAUGGCAUGGGAUCAUUUCUAUCUCUCCUUUGAUAUUAAGUAAAGGUGGUAUCAAAAACUACAAACCUGUGUAAUGUUUCUUACGCAGGUUUGUAAUAUCAGUACUAAGGCACUGAUAGUAGUCUCUGUUUCUAUGCAGUGGGGAGAAAGCCCCUUCCUCUGCGGCCAGCACAGAAACGCAGGCUGCUAGCAGGGUAGUAAAAAUAUUUGCCUUCUCCUAAGCAGACUGGCAUGGGACGUGGGUGGCGCUGUGGGUUAAACCACAGAGCCUAGGACUUGCCGAUCAGAAGGUCGGCAGUUCGAAUCCCCGCAACGGGGUGAGCUCCCAUUGCUCGGUCCCUGCUCCUGCCAACCUAGCAGUUCAAAAGCACGUCAAAGUGCAAGUAGAUCAAUAGGUGCCACUCUGGCGGGAAGGUAAACGGCGUUUCCGUGCGCUGCUCUGGUUCGCCAGAAGUGGCUUAGUCAUGCUGGCCACAUGACCCGGAAGCUGUACGCCAGCUCCCUCAGCCAAUAAAGCAAGAUGAGUGGCGCAACCCCAGAGUCAGUCACGACUGGACCUAAUGGUGAGGGGUUGCUGCAUCUCUCCUCCGCUGGCGUGCUGCGUUCCCAUGCUGGGUACAAAGAAGGGAUGCAGGUGUUAGACCACAGAGCCUAGGGCUUGCCGAUCAGAAGGUCGGCGGUUCAAAUCCCUGCAACAGGGUAAGCUCUCGUUGCUCUGUUCCAGCUCCUGCCAACCUAGCAGUUCGAAAGCACACCAGUGCAAGUAGAUAAAUAGGUACCACUGCGGUGGGAAGGUAAAUGGUGUUUCUGUGCGCUCUGGUUUCCAUCACUGUGUCCCAUUGCACCAGAAGCAGUUUAGUCAUGCUAGCCACAUGACCCGGAAAGCUGUUUGUGGACAAAUGCUGGCUCCCUUGGCCUGAAAGCGAAAUGAGCGCCGCACCCCGUAGUCGCCUUUGACUGGACUUAACCAUCCAGGGGGCCUUUACCUUUUACCUUUUGUAAGCUUAUACAUGUUGUAGUGUUAACAUUGCCUUUAAACUUCAGAAACCACCAAGCUGAAUGAGACGCCAGCCUCCUCUAAUACACAGGCAAACAUGAAAACCAUUGUCCUAAAUGGCCUCAGCCCAGUACAGGGAAUUUUUAAUGUCUGGUGUUUUAUUGUAUUUUUAAUAUUUUGUUGGAAGCCGCCCAGAGUGGCUGGGGAGACCCAGCCAGAUGGGCGGGGUAUAAAUAAGUUGUUGUUGUUGUUGUUGUUAUUUAUUAUCAUCCUUUCCAGGGGAUCCGCUGAAGGUUACUGGAAUCGAUUUUCUCCGAGAGCAGAAUACCCGCCUCCAUCACACCAGCGACUACAACAAUGGCAGCCUGAUUGUGAGACGUGGGCAGCCUUUUGAGUUGAAGCUGACUUUAAGCAGGGAGCUGAACAACAAUGACAAAGUCACACUGCAGCUCAGAAUUGGUAAGCGAGCAAAACAUGGCUUGAUUCAUCCCAGGUUGUCUAGGAAUACAGCAGAGUAAUUCAGACAUUUGUCCUUCAGAGAUGCCACAAUCUGCUAAUCAGGGUGGGUAUUUGUUUGGUUUUCUGAAUGGCUUCCAAUCCGGAUAUUUUUAGAUGUGUUGAGAAGACAAAUGGAACUCAAUAGGGGAACCAGAGCUGGAGAUCCAUGUUGUCGUUUAUUAUUCCACUGAUUUCCCAGGUAAUCUCUUCCAGGUAGACUACCAUAGAAUCAUAGAUUGGAAGGGAUCCUGUUAUGUACUGAAGUUCUCACCCUGGGCCAGCAGGGGGAUACUGUAGAUAGUUAUGCAAAUAAGGGAUCGAAAGUGACGUUCAGUGAUUGGAUAGUUUUAGAAAAUUGUUAGUUACAUUGUACUGGAGCUCUAUAUGAGCAGGCUGACUGAACCCUUCAGUUGAGUUCUAUUCUGGCCUGUGAAUAAACAAGAGCUGUUUGAAGAAUCGCUGUGUCGUCUGAUAUGUUCACCCACAACUUAACAGAUCCCAAGGGUCUUCUAGUCCAGUGUGGGAAUCUCAACUAAAUCUCUUCCAGGAACUGAUCACAUUGAGAGUUGCUUGGCUUUAGCAAUGUAACAGUAUCAUAAUCUUUGAAGCCACGCUACUCCUUGAGUACAGAAAGAACAACACACACUGCUAAGCUUUUAAUUUUUCUAAGGAUUAGAAACAGGAACGCUUUGUUUAAUCGAGGGUUUUGUGAUUCUACAUCAGAUGCCAAAUUGUGUGGUAAAGAGAUUGUGAAUACAAUGUACUGCUUACUUCCUGGGACUGUUGUAUUAAAGGAAACACACAAGCCACUUAGCAAAAUUAUUUUGCAUCUUCAGCAUCCUUCUCUGCGCAGUAGAAAAUGCUUCAGAGAUGAGGCCUGAAAACAAAGGCUAUUGUCAUAUUCGCUGCUGACACUUUUUGGGGGAAUUUAUUGAUGAUGUUCUUUGUGAAUUUGUGUCCUUCCAGGUGAAAAACCAAUGCAGUCCAAUGGGACUCUUCUAUCCAUGAAUGCAAGAUCAGGACAGACAGAUCAAUCCUGGAAUGCCAAGAUUUGUCAAACAAAUGGGAAGGAGGUACAUAUGUUUGGGAUAGCCUAGACUGAAAUGGCCAUUUACAUUUUAUGGCCUUCAUGAUAUCCAGAAUGUGAUAUAGGGGUGCUCAAGGGACCCCGGUAAUCAAGACCUGAGUUCAGUUGCGUUCCAACUUGGGGGGGGGGGGAGCCCUGUUUCUAUGUGUGGUAGGACUUCUGAGAGAUGUUCCUUCUGUAAGUUACACGUGAGUACCCAGGGUGGCACUGUGGGUUAAACCACAGAGCCUAGGACUUGCCGAUCAGAAGGUCGGCGGUUUGAAUCCCCGCAAUGGGGUGAGCUCUGCCAUCCCACUUUCCAGCUUCCAUUAUUUGCAUCUCCAGUAGAAGAGGUUCAGUAGAACAGUUUCUUCUCUCUUUAACCAGAAUAUUUUUGUAAUCUGCUUUGAGGUGUUUUUGUUUUUUGUUUUACAAUCAAUUGGUGUGUGAAUUUUAUGAAAUAAAUAAAUUGGGCAGAUGUGUUUAAUGUUAGUUUUGCUUGUUCCGUAUUUUCUGGAAGCUGUUUGUUUAAUAACUAAGACACUAGACCAUAUGGACUAGGGUGUGUUCACAUUUAAAUGGAAUAAUGGGGAUACCUAAUUAUCAUGUACACUAUUAUAGCCCUAUGAUGUUCUCGUGUUUUUCUUAGUGCCGCAUAGUUGUAACCAGUCCAGCAGAUGCAAUUAUUGGAAAAUAUCUUCUAAAUGUGAUCACGGGACCUAGCGUUUAUACUCCUGAUAAAAAAUGUGUCUACGUUUUGUUCAAUCCCUGGUGCGAAGGUAAUUCAUGUGACCUAAUGAGAUUUAAUUCAUAUUGCUAUAAUAUAAGGUUAACUUUAAAAAAUGUGUCUCUUGUUUAGCUCUUCCCCUCAUAAAUGCAAUGAAAGCUGGUUUUGCAGUGAUUCUAUGAGGUGUAUGAUAUUUUUUAAUGAGGUCAUCAGGUUAUGAAACUUCCUUCUGUUGCUGCUCACAGUAUAAUUAUUGCAACCCAGUUUAAACGUAAGCAGGGGUACAUUUCAACACCCUGAAAAAUUGCCCAUAAAGCCCUGCCUGUGGGACAUUUAAAACACAUGAUGUCUCUCAUGGGAUCUUGGGAGUUGUGGUUUUCCCCUCACAGAGCCACCAUUACUAGAACCAUUAAGAAACUACAGUUCCCAACAUUCAUCUGCUUUGAAUGCUGUGGAGACAAGAGUUUUAUUUGGCGUUCUCUUGGGAUGAGUGGAUAACAACUGCUCUGUUCCAAUAAUGUGUUUGAAAAUAUUGUGCUUGUGAAUGAACAGAGCCAGUAGUAGGAGGCGAGUAUAAAUGGCAUAGUUGCUACUGGGGAUCUGAUCUGUUUUAUUGGCUGUCUGCUUCGCAGCCAAAUUUACCUCACAUUAAACCGCCACAAAAGGGUCAUGCUUUCAGCAUGCACAACAGUUGGCAGAAGUAGUUCUGAAAAGCAGCAAUAUUUCCCCCUCUUUCUGGUGUGCAUGCUCCCAUUCACCCACUCUCAAACUCAGUGCUGUUUUUCUAGAAAAAGAGGUGCCAUAAUUCACCAUGAACGCCUCCCUUGUUAUAAUGGCAAUGGCGCCCACCUGAGAGGGGCCGGAACUGAGUUCCAGAGAGUUCCGGCUGGGGAAUAAAGCCCUGGUCAAACUAAGGCUCAGUCCUUACCCAGAUGGGAGCAGUUUCUGGAGAAAAGCAAGGUCCCUUGUUUGCACAAAGGAGUGAGUUAGGCAGCCUCUCCCCAAGUCAUGGAUGGAGUGAAUCCAGCGGAGGCAGAUUCUUUCCCCCUUUUCUUUUUUUGGUAAAUAUUUUUAUUGAAAGUUUUCAACACGAGGUACAAUAAAGCCAAACAAAUCUUUAAAAAAAGGGGAAAGAUACAGAAAAGCCAAAACAAGAGAAAGAAAGAUAAAAAACCAAAAAAUAGAGGCAAAGGAUAAAAGAAACAAAGAAAGAAAGAAAGAAAAAGAAAGAAAGAAAGAAACUCUCUAUCACAAUAUAAUUUAUCCAUAUACAGAAAAGUAGACCUUUCCCAGCUUUCACCUGGGAACUUCUGUUUCUUCCCCCAGCCUCCCACCCUGGGAGAUCCCUUUUUCUCUGUCUCUCACACCAAGCCCCUCACCAUUCCCCCGUCAUCUCUCCGUGUAUGUCUUCGCCAGUCCAAGAUAGCUGGUUCUAUUUUUAACUUUUAGAAGUCCUCUAAGUUAAGGGCAAAAAAAGAGGGGAAAGUAAAGAAAAAAGAGUCAGAUUCUAUAUCUGAUUCAAAAAGAGGUUUAUUCACUGAGCCUCUUGGGCUUGCCGAUCCGAAGGUUGGCGGUUCGAAUCCCCGCAAUGGGGUGAGCUUCCGUUGCUCGGUCCCAGCUCCUGCCAACCUAGCAGUUCGAAAGCACACCAGUGCAAGCAGAUGAAUAGGUACUGCUGUGACGGGAAGGUAAACGGCGUUUCCGUGCACUCUGGUUUCCGUUACCGUGUUCCGUUGCGCCAGAAGCAGUUUAGUCACGCUGACCACAUGACCCAGAAAGCUGAAUGUGGACAAACACCGGCUCCAUUGGCCUGAAAGCGAGAUGAGUGCCGCAACCCCAGAGUCCCCUUUGACUGGACUGAACCAUCCAGGGAUCCUUUACCUUUUUUAUUCAAUGCUUUUCUUCUAGAAAAAAAUGGUGCGAGUACACACCAUGAAGUUGUUCCAGUAAGUGCCACACUUUUAACCAGUGCUUUUCAUCUAGAAAAAAGUGUUGGUACUUCAUACCAUUGAGUAUCCCCAGAAAAAAAGCACUGAACAUGUUUUAUAAUGAGAAGAAGAAAUAUCUAUAGUGGGCCAUUUUGUUAAUGUGGGUGGGAUCCAUAGCUGGGACUGGAAAGCCAGAACACAAAUUGAUAGUUUUGAGCCCAUCAGUGUUCUUAUCUGUCUAUCCAUCCGUUUCUUACUGUCUAAAAGCUGCAAGUAUGUCGUUUGCCCAGUUUCUCCCCAGUUAGACUUCCUGAAAAAAAGAAUUAACACACUCACAUAUUUUCUUUAGCGGAUUCUGUCUUCAUGCCUGGUGAUGCUGAAAGAGCUGAGUACGUGCUCAACGACACCGGCUAUCUCUACGUUGGAUCAACAAAAAUGAUACGUGGAAGACCUUGGAAUUUUGGGCAGGUAAAGACUCGCAUGUUUCUCUUUCUGUCUGGAUGUAAGCAGGUUGCAAUUUCUGUGUGAGGUUCCAGCCACCACAAACAAAGCCUUGGAAUCCUGUUUAGGCUUGGGGUUGUUUGUUUUUUGAGAUGGGGGGAGAGGAAUUUCAGGAACGGGGACAUGGGGAGGGGGGGAAAGGACAUCUUCACUUGUUGCACUAAAACGAUCAGUUGCCCAAUGAUUCCUCACAUAAAAUAUAAUAUCUAAAUUCCAACAGUCGCAAGCAGAGGAUCCUGGCGCCAGUAGCAAACCGCAAUGUACAGCGCAUGUACGGCGUCGCACGUGUGCAUUGUAACGACGCCACACAUGCGCUGUACAUAGCGGUUUGCUGCCGGCGCCGCUCGAGUGCUGUACGUACAGCGGUGGGAUCCCUCCAUCGCCACUACAGCUGCAUGUAGAGGAACUUCCAUUCGCGGCUGUAGCGGCAACGGAGGGAUUCUGGCACCGUCUGUACGGCGCUGGAGUGGCGGCGCUGGCAAACCGCUAUGUUCAGCGUGUGUGCGGUGUCGCUACGUACGGUGCAUGCGUCAUAUGUAGCGAUGCCACACAUGCACCCUAUGUAGCGACGCCCUGCCCCGGGUGUCACGACACCUUCGUUUCCCCCUGUUUUUAGGGUAGGCCCAUGUUACUUCCAGGCACUCAAAAACCUAAGUCCUCUAUUAGAGAAGCCUGCAGCAACAAAAGAGCAUUUUGGAGUGCUCUUGCUCAAUGUUGCAGACACUGAGGAGCCAUGCCUUGCUUUUCAGGGUAUUUCAUUCCAACCCCACCAACCCGUUUUCUGUUUUUCCUCCUAACAUUUGAUCAGCAUCCCCUGACCCCCUGAGCAACUUACAAUUUUGUACGCAGCCCAGAGAAAUAACUCCUCGGCAUUAUUGAUAGAACAGCAACUAUUUUAUUUAUUUAUUUAUUUAUUUAUUUUUAUUAUUAUUUUUAUUAUUAUUAUUACAGGCGCUGUGGGUUAAACCACAGAGCCUAGGACUUGCCAAUCAGGUGGUCAGCAGUUCGAAUCCCUGCGACGGGGUGAGCUCCCGUUGCUCGGUCCCUGCUCCUGCCAACCUAGCAGUUCAAAAGCACAUCAAAGUGCAAGUAGAUAAAUAGGUGCCGCUCUGGCGGGAAGGUAAACGGCGUUUCCGUGCGCUGCUCUGGAUUGCCAGAAAACGGCUUAGUCAUGCUGGCCACAUGACCUGGAAGCUGUACGCCGGCUCCCUCGGCCAAUAAAGCGAGUUGAGUGCCACAACCCCAGAGUCGGCCACGACCGGACCUAAUGUUCAGGGGUCCCUUUACCUUUUUACCUCGGGUUAAGAACUUAAUUCGUUCUGGAGGUCCGUUCUUAACCUGAAACUGUUCUUAACCUGAGGUACCACUUUAGCUAAUGGGGCCUCCUGCUGCCGCCGCACGAUUUCUGCUCUCAUCCUGAGGUAAAGUUCUUAACCUGAGGUACUAUUUUUUUUUUUUUUAUAAUGAUAUUUAUUGAGAUUUCAAAAAGAAUACAAAAAUUACACAAUAACAAAAAAUAGAAAAUACAAAAACUUACACAAUAAAAAGAAAAAGAUAGAAAAGUAAAAAUAAAAAUAUAAGAAAAUAAAAAAUACAGAAGAAAAAUAGUAAUAAAAAAGAAAAAAGAAAAAAAUAUAUUAGACCUCCUCCUCCUCCCUUCCUUUGUAUUCUAGUUGUUAAUUAUCCCAGCAAAUCCUUUCCAUCUUUCUAUAAUAGAAUAAACCUUAAAAUUUAAAAUUUAGAUCUUAACUUUACCAGCUUCUUGUGUUCAUAAUGUUCUUUUCUAAUUCUUUAUACAUCUUUACUAAAGCCAGAUAAUUUCUUCCAACAUUUUUCUAUCAUUCAUUUUUCUAUCAUUCUAUCAUUUAACAACUUUAUAAAACAUUCUGUUAGUUAGAAAACAAGUACAAAGAGAAAAACAUAUAAACAAGUCCAGUCUUUAUCCAACGUCCCUUCCUCCUGGUUUCGGGAUUUGUCAGUCCUUAUUCCUCAAUCUAACCCGGUGACCUUAUGUCCGAGGCUCUCAGAUCACUUCCAUGGCCCUUCCACAGCUUUUCUUCAUAUUUGUGGCUGUAGUCACUUGCUUGUAGUAACUCCAACUUAAUAGUGUUUUUAACCCUUCUCAUCAGUUCAGAUCCUUUCCCUGUUCAUCGCUGCAAUCCAUGUAGUAUUUAAAAACAUACUUCAAGGGCCCUCCGAGUUGUGGGCCCCCACAAUUCCAAACAUGUCGCAGCCUGUUACUGUAUUUAAAAAGUCCAGAUAUCCCAACAUAGGGGGGUCAAUCCAGCCCCCCAUUUCCAAACCACGCCAAACUUUCCCUUCCCAUAUCUGGUUUUUCCAAGUUCUAUUAUCAAAUCCAAGGAUCAGGCUCCUGUUGAGACUGUUCUGUCAAACCACACUCCUGAUUUAGUGCCACAAACCCCUGUUCUGUCAAAACACACUCCUGGUUUGAGUCCUGGAUAGACUCCACAUAUAUUCCCACAGUUUGAUCAACGCCUUCCGCUGCCAGUCUGAGAUUUCCAGUCGACUUGGCCAUCUGGUUCACCUUAUCAUGUAGUUCUUCCAGUAAAAUAUUUGUUUCAUUGAGCAGGCAAACCACAACUUCUGAAAACAUUGUUGCACUCUCCCACUAUUAUUUAUAACAGCUGUCAAGUCCUUGGCAUUAGUUACAGUUUCUAAGACUCCCCCUAGGGAGAAGACUUAUAUUUGUUUCUGUUACAUUUCCAUGUUACUUAAAGUACUUUAUCCAUAUAUAUUCCUUUAAAAUGCGAAAGGGAACAAUAGAGUCACAAAAAUUCUCUUCUUUUUACUAUCUGUCACACACAGAUAUCUUGAUGGUUCACGUCAGUCCUGACUUCCCCGCUCCAGGAUCAGGACGAAAAUAGCUUCCUUUUACUGCUUCAAAUAGUCCAAAAAAAAAAUAUCCCAAUUUGAAAUGUUGGAAUCCACUCUUUUAAAAACAAUUUUCGAAGCUCUAGUAUAAGUUGUCUUUGCUUUGUUAUGUUUACAAAAGAACGGAAGGGUGACUUCCUGUUUAGCCCUUACCGCUCCGUACCAAAUUCAAUCAAUUUUUCUUUUCUUUUUUUUUAUAGUCCAAUUCUGUCCUUUUCACUAAUCUUCAUUUAAUGUUCCAAUUUGUUCAAAUUCUGGGUACUCACGGAUAUUUGUUUUAAAGUCCGAAUUGUCCAGGAAAAAAGGCAGCGCUCUCCGGCAACAGCUACGCGGCUUCACUCCACAAAAGAAGCAGACGACUCGAUAGCACAGCGCCACUUCCCCGCUCUGUUCCGGAGCCCGUUGCCGGGUUCCUUUGCAGGUUGGGGGGGCGCAAACAGUGCCCGCCGAGUCCCAGGGUCACAGGCUUCACCCGCCUGUGGUUUGAAGGGUCCCCGCUGCGCCAAAGCGGUUUUAGACCCGAUUUCUGUGGAGCGGUCUCCCUCUGAGUUAGAGGGAUUCCGCCAUUGCCGUUGGCGCCACCUCCGGAAGUCCUGAGGUACUAUUUCUGGGUUAGCAGAGUCUGUAACCUGAAGUGUCUGUAACCUGAAGCAUCUGUAACCCGAGGAACCACUGUAUUAUUAUUAUUAUUAUUAUUAUUAUUAUUAUUAUUUAUUAUGCCCUGCCAGUGAGGACAAUAGAGGAUGUGUUGAGGGUAAACAAUAGGCUUUGGCCUCUGACACUCACCAGUGUCUUGCUUUUGUACCACAUCUACACAAUACCAUGUCAGCUGGAUGGGGGACCGCAUGUUGAGAUUCCUGAAUUGCAGGGGGUUGGACUAGAUGACCCUUAGGGUCCCUUUGCAACUCUGCAACUCUGAAAAUUUGCAUUUAAACAGAUUGUAUUCCUGCCAGUAGAGGGCACCCAACAAUUCUCAUCAGGCUUUUCGAAAGCCUUUAGAGACGGAAUUUGUGUGAUGCACUGCUAUAUUUUGUGCAUGAAAAAAGAAGACCCCUUUCUACAUUCAAAAAUGUUGUGUGUCUCAAAUGCUUUAUGUAGGCAUCUGUUGGCAUCCGUCUGCCUCAAGAGACAAUGGAGGAGCAUGCCUUUGUGUAGGGCUGCCGUAUGUCUGGGUUUUCCCAGGAAUCUGGCUGCAAAAUGCUGUCUGGGCAGAUUUUCGGUGAAUCUGCAAAAUGUUCGAGCAAUUAUUAUUUUUUAAUGCUUAAAAAAUCCAAGAAGAGCCCUCGGCCCCCAAUGGCAACCUACUUUUGGGGGGUGAAGUCAAACCAUUGGAGAGUUAUAGCACCUUGUGUGGCUAUAGAGACCGAUACGGGAGAGACAUGUUUUGUUGCAGCUGGGGCAGAUGAAAGCAUCUGGUUUAACAGCUACGGAUGCAACAUGGCAUUUCUUCUCUCUGUACUCCUCCCAGCAGUCAUUUCUCCUCUGGUCACUGCUGUCUGUCUCCAGACACUGCUGUUCUCUGCCAAGCCCGCCAAUUAAAUAUCAUUCACUGCCAAACAGCAGCAAUGAUUUCAGAGACAGUCCCAUUUUUCCUUCUGCAUGUCAACACCGCACAUUUCGCAAGCAUUGAAUUCAUUUGAAGUUUGCGUAUGACGUAUUGACAUCUCAGCAGCAGUUUUAUGCUGUGUUAAUUGAAGGAAAAUGUGUUAGUUUGUUUUUCCUGCGGUGCACAGCUUAAAUGUAAGACUUUGCUUUCUGUCUCAAAACAGUUUGAGGAAGAUGUUUUGGACUGUUGCAUGUACCUUCUGGACAAAAGCCAGCUCAAACCAAAGGCCAAGAAAGAUCCCGUGAUCAUCUCCAGGGCCAUGUCAGCAUUGGUAAGUCCUUAAAUGUAUCUUUUAACUCAAGAUUGGAUUCUUUGGGGUUAGGACAAGAAAUCUGAACCAAUACCUUCAGAUCAUGCCUUGUACACCUGUCGUGGCCAUAGCAUAAUACAGAGAAAGGGAGUGUGUGGCCGUCCAGAGCUAUAGCUCAGUGGUAGAAAUUUAAUUAAUUAAUAAUAAUAAACUUAUAUGUCGCCGAUCUGACUAGUUUACCCCAGCCACUCUGCACGGCUUGCUUUCCCCCUCUUUUUUCUUUAUUGGAAAUAUUUGUUAUUGGUUUUCACAAGAACAAAUUUAAAAUAAUAAAAAGAAAAAACUCUUAAUAUAUCCCUAUAUGAGAUUCUCUGAAUCUCGUGACUUUCCCCCAUCCCCCUGCAUGGGUCCUUAAAAUAAUUUUUUUAAAGCUAAAUAUCAUUACGUUUGCCACAGUUUUCAUCUCUCUAAAUUAUCCAUGUCUUUCAUUUCUUUACAAGUCAUUUUUAAAGUCCAGCUAAUGUUUUUAUUUGUUUACAAUGGUCUCCUAAGUAAGUUAUGAUUUUUCCCCGUUCUUUUUUAAAGUCGUUAUCUUCUUGAUUCCUGAGUCUCCCAGUCAGUUUUGCCAUUUCAACAUAGUCCAGCAGUUUGGCUUGCCAUUCUUCCCUAGUUGGGACUGCUGGUUCUUUCCAUCUUUGGACUAGUAGUAUCCUUGAAGCUGUUGUCACAUAUAUAAACAGUCUUUUCUGGUCUUUUGAAAUGUCAGAACAUGUAAUUCCUAGUAGAAAAGCUUCUGGUUUUUCGACAAAUGUUAUUUUAAACAUUUUUUCCCCAAUUCAUUGUAUAUCACUUCCACUGCGCGGCUUCCAGCAAAUUAAAACACAACAUCAAACAUUAAAAACUUCAGAUGUCUUCUAAAAGUCAGGUAGUUUAUUUCCUUGACAUUUGAUGGGAAGGCCUUUCACAGGGCGGGCGCCACCACCAAGAAGGCCCUCUACCUGGUUCCCUGUAACCUCACUUCUCGCAGGGAGGGAACCGCCAGAAGGCCCUCGGAGCUGAACCUCAGUGUCCGGGCUGAACAAUGGGAGCGGAGCUGCUCCUUCAGGUAAACAAAGCCAUUUAGAGGUUUUGUUGUAUGGUUCUGCUAUCUUCGUUUGUUUUUUAGGUUAACUCCGAGGAUGAUCGUGGAGUGGUGUUUGCAAGCUGGUCAGGGAAAUAUACUGGUGGUACGCCGCCUCUAGCCUGGACAGGAAGUGUCCCCAUUUUGCAGCAGUAUUACAGAACCAAAAAAAGUGUCUUGUAUGGUCAGUGCUGGGUUUUCUCUGGAGUGCUUACCACAGGUGAGGCAUGCAUUUUGGAGGGAAUUCAACUAACCAAAUCCUCCAUCUUUGCGAGCAGCCUUCUUUUGAUGGAUACAAUACAAGAAGCUGGGAAAUAAGAGUGGGGCUGUUUCCCUCAAACCAAGCUUGCAGGCUCCCCACUAAUAUAUUGGAAACGGGGUGUUGCACUAGGUCAGGGGUCGCCCACCUUUUGGACCCCAGUGGGCACAUUUCAAAUUUUGAGGAAGUGCUAUGGGCGCCAUUCACAAAAUGGCUGCCAGGUUGUGCCACAAAAUGGCUGCUGUGAGGGGAACUGCACAUAGUAUACCAUUACUACUGUUCCAUUAACCCAGGGACUAUCUCAUGCUUUCUGUGACAAGUCAGCUAUGUCCACUGGUCCUGACUGUAGAGAUCAAAGGGGAUCAUUCCCUUGUACCAGGAAAAAUAUACAAGCAUUGCUAUCUCUCUUGCACACAGACCCACUUGCUGCACAUUUGCAGGUCAGAGACACGCCAAGCGUCUCUGCUUCUCACUCAAAUACACACACAUCUCUUCCUGUCCUUCCCUUCAUGGUGGUGCCUGCUGCCAGCUCCACAGACCUGGUGGGCAACAAACAAUGAAAUAAGAUGGGCCACUAAACAAGCAGGGAUCCACUCUUGCCAACUCCCUCCCCAGUGCCCAACAGCAUCAAGGAAGACCUUUGUGGGUCUUCAAACUGUUGUACAACUGCACAAUUGAGAUCACGGCACCAUUUGCCCUCCUAUUCCAGCCCAACCUCAUAUCUCCUUCUGUGAACUGAGCUCAUUCUUAUCCCUUGGAAUAUUUCCCCUGAUUAAAUUCUGAACUCUAAUGGGUGUUGAGUGUGGCUGAAAGGAGCCGACUGAAUCUGGAGCCGACAUCCUUCUCUGUGUUUCAGUUAUGCGCAGCCUGGGGAUUCCAGCCAGGAGCGUGACCAAUUUUGCUUCAGCUCACGACACAGAGGAAAAUCUUAAAGUUGACAUUUACUUGAAUGAAAACGGAGGAAAAAUGGAGAAUCUAACAACAGACUCGAUUUGGUAAUCAUCGCUACAGAUUACUAACUAACUCUUUCUGAAAUUCCCACUCGUGGGGAAAAAAUGGUUGUUAAGGAGCAAGUUGAGAGCCUAACCCUUAUUGCAUUUAAUAUCAUCCUCUCCACCCCAUCCUUGGUCUAGUUUCAUAUACUGAGAUGCCUGGAAAUUCAUCAGAUUACACUGAAUUGUUAAAUCGAUGGCCAGUUACUAUUUAUGCCUUCCUAUACCGUCCAAUUCUAAUGUCUGUUUGAUCAUGAAAGUACAGCUGAUGAUAAUUUUUGAUUUUAAUUCUGAAACCUGACUGAAUACAGGAACUUCCACGUAUGGAACGAUGUCUGGAUGAAAAGGCCGGACUUACCAAAGGGCUUUGAUGGCUGGCAGGCGAUUGAUGCCACCCCUCAGGAAAAGAGUCAAGGUAAGACUUGGCUGAAAUUUGCAGGAAUGGAUGUCUUCUGUGCAGAUGAAGCCUGCCAAAUUUCAGACAGACAGGUGCUGUGUGUGUGGUGUGCAUGCGCAAGCAAGGGAACUCUUCAAAGUUUGGAAGUAAAGAGAUUUGUUCAGUGUUUUUAUUUGCAAAUACCACGUAUGAUAAUAUUUCCUGGUUGAAAAUCAAAGCUGUCAGUCCCAAAACUAAACCUUCCUUCUUUCCCAUCUUCUCUUCUGGUGUUUUCAUUAUAUGGAGAGCUUGGGGAUAUGUAACAAUUUUAAAGAAACAGUCUUGAGUUCUCUGGACUGCUGCAGUUUCAAGGCGGUCCUGAAGUUUAACUAGCAGAUUUAGUGAGUUGCAGAUGCCUUGAAGUACAUUUGAUUCAUCUUGGAAUAAGUCUAAGCCGAAGGCCAGGCAGAACAGCUCUGUCUUGCAGGCCCUGCAGAAAGAUGUCAAAUCUCACAGGGCCCUGGUCUCUUGUGACAGAGCGUUCCACCAAGUUGGGGCCAGUGCUGAAAAGGCCCUGGCCCUAAUUGAAACCAAUCUGACCUCCUUGAGGCUCGGGACCUCCAAAGUGUUGUUAUUUAUGGACUUUAAGGUCCUCUGCGGGGCAUACCAGGAGAGGCGCUCCCAUAGGUACGAGGGUCCUAGGCCGCAUAGGGCUUUAAAGGUCAAAACCAGCACCUUACACCUGACCCUGUACUCCACCGGGAGCCAGUGCAGUUGGUAAAGCACUGGGUGAAUAUGCUCCCAUGGCAGAGACCCCGUGAGGAGCCUCGCCGCUGCAUUCUGCACCCACUGGAGUUUCUGGGACAGCUUCAAGGGCAGCCCCGCGUAGAGCGAAUUACAGUAGUCAAGCCUGGAGGUGACCAUCGCAUGGAUCACUAAAUUUCUCCAAAGUCACCCAGUUUGUCUCAGAAUUUGGGAUUUGUCAGAAUUGAAUUCACAACCCAAUACACCAUAUGAUUCCAUGCAAGAAGUUUUGUUUAGUCACGUGAAUUAUGAAAAUGUGGUACAGUGGUGUGUCCCAACAACAUAUUCUAAUAUCCACCUUUUCUACCACGCUGAGACCCAGCUCAGUAUAAUCUUAGAACAGACAAAUUCUAUGGACUUCCUGACAUGAUCCAAGUAUUUUCAUAGAUGCAAAACUGCAGGUGACAAAGACCUGCAAAUGACAGUGAAGGUUAAUUGAAAACAUAGCACACCAGGAGCUGCAAUUUUAGAAUAGUUAUUGCUAUUAUUUAGCUGUCAUUGAAUUCUGGGAAUUCUGGGUGAACAUACAAAUAGUAAAACAGCUGAUGUAGGUUGUGUAUGUGUGUUUUUUUACAGGGAUUUACCAGUGUGGCCCUACUCCAGUAAAUGCAAUCAGAAAGGGAGAAGUCUAUCUUCCCUAUGACUCCAAGUUUGUGUUUGCUGAAGUGAAUGCAGACAGAGUCUUUUGGCUCGUAAAGAAUGUGGAUGGCAAGGAAACAUACACCAAACUGCGUGAAGAAACCAAAGUAAUAGGGAAGAGCAUCAGCACCAAAGCUGUUGGGAAGGACACUCGUGAAGACAUCACAGGCCAAUACAAAUUUCCUGAAGGUGACCAAAACACAGAAGUAUUUUCUGUCAGGGGAGGAAAUGAUUAUUUUCCACACAGACUAGUAAUUUCAGAUGGAGGCUUCUUGGGUAAUAAUAAUAAUAAUAAUUUAUACCCUGCCCAUCCGGCUGGGUUUCCCCAGCCACUCUGGGCGGCUCCCAACAGAAUAUUAAAAACACGAUAAAACAUCAAACAUCAAUAACUUCCCAAUACAGGGCUGCCUUCAGAUGUCUUCUAAAAGUCAGAUACUUGUUUAUUUCCUUGACAUCUGAUGGGAAGGCGAUCCACAGGGUGGGUGCCACUACUGAGAAGGCCCUCUGCCUGGUUCCCUGUAACCUCACUUCUCGCAAUGAGGGAACCGCCAGAAGGCCCUCGGAGCUGGACCUCAGUGUCCAGGCUGAACAAUGGGGGUGGAGAUGCUCCUUCAAGUAUUCUGGGCCGAGGCCAUUUAGGGCUUUAAAUGUGAGCACCAACACUUUGAAUUGUGCUCGGAAACAUAUUGGGAGCCAAUGUAGGUCUUUCAGGACUGGAGUAGGUCUUUCAGGACUGGGUCUCAGCCGGUGUUAUAUGGUCUUGGUGGCCGCUCCCAGUCACCAGUCUAGCUGCCGCAUUCUGGAUUAGUUGCAGUUUCCGGGUCACCUUCAAAGGUAGCCCCACGUAGAGCGCAUUGCAGUAGUCUAAGCAGGAGAUAACCAGAGCAUGCACCACUCUGGUGAGACAAUCCGCGGGCAGGUAGGGUCUCAGCCGGCGUACCAGAUGGAGUUGGUAGACAGCUGACCUGGACACAGAAUUAACCUGCGCCUCCAUGGACAGUUGUGAGUCCAAAAUGACUCCCAGGCUACGCACCUGGUACUUCAGGGGCACAGUUACUCCAUUCAGGACCAGAUAGUCCUCCACACCUGCCAGCUCCCGUCCCCCAAAAACAGUACUUCUGUCUUGUCAGGAUUCAACCUCAGUAUCAGAAAUGGGUGGCAUUUAUUGCCUUAAACGAGUAAAACAAACAAAACAGAACCUUCAGCUUUGCAAAUUGUACACCUAAAAUGUAAUGGAUUCAUGAGGCAAACAUGUUUGGAAACGCAUAUAUCUCUCAGCCAUGCUUGUCAAGUAACUAAUUUGGGUUUGCCAUCCUCUACACUUCACAGAAACCUGGCUAACAGGUAGUGUUUGAAGUGCCCUUAGUCAGAAAUUAUACACACUCAUAAAAUAUUUUGGCUAGAGAUUCAGAUACCAUGUCUUCAUCCUGAGAGAGUGAGCAUGGCCUGCCAUGCUCUUUAUAUUUGACAAAAACAAAGGGUAUUUUUGCUCUGGCCAUGCCAUGCAGCUGACAACGGAAAAUGUUUCCAAUGACGCCAGGGUCAAUUGUUUCCCCGCUUUCCUGUUUUUGCAGAGAGUCCCGAGGAAAGGAAAGCUGUGGAGACGGCUUGUUCCUAUCUGCAGUCUAACAAUCUGGGAAUCUGUGAAGUGACACCUCCCCCUGAACCCCUCAAGGCGAACUUGAAACUUGGAAUGGAAGGAGAGAAAGAAUUGUGGCCAGGGCAGCCGAUUGAGUUGAAUCUUAUUAUAACGAACGAGUCUGCAGGUGCCUGGACAGUCAACGUUGCAGCAUCGUGCCAGUUAGAAUCAUAUACUGGGAAAGUGGAGGCUAGCCUUGCCACCAUCAAACAGACUGUCCAAACAAAAGACAAGGCAGGUGUGUAUACCUGAAAACGGCUGUUCUAAACCACAUGCUUUUUGAUGCCAUGAUCGCUGCCCACUUCCCUACAGGAGGAGAGCCUCUCCCUGCUGGAAACACAGCUGUUUUGAGCAAUGUACAGAGCUCCUUUUGCAGAGUUAGAACAUUGAGAACUGCCUUAUGCCAAGUCAGACCAUUGGUAUAUCUAUCUCAAAAGGGACUCAGGUGGCGCUGUGGUCUAAACCACUGAGCCUCUUGGGCUUGCCAAUCGAAAGGUCGGCGGUUUGAAUCCCCGCGACGGAGUGAGCUCCCGUUGCUCUGUCCCAGCUCCUGCCAACCUAGCAGUUCGAAAGCACACCAGUGCAAGUAGAUAAAUAGGUACCACUGUGGCGGUAAAGUAAACGGCGUUUUCGUGUGCUCUGGUUUCCGUCACGGUGUUCCGUUGCGCCAGAAGCCAUUUAGUCACGCUGGCCACAUGACCCGGAAAGCUGUCUGUGGACAAACGCUGGCUCCCUCAGCCUGAAAGUGAGAUGAGCGCCACAACCCCAGAGUCACCUUUGGCUAGACUUAACCGUCCAGGGGUCCUUUACCUUUUAUAUUUAGCUCAGUAAUUUCUACACCAGGGAUCAGGAAACUUUUUCAGCAAGGGGCCGGCCCACUGUCCCUCAGACCUUGUGGGAGGCCGGACUAUAUUUUUUGGGGGGAAAUGAACGAAUUCCUAUGCCCCACAAAUAACCCAGAGAUGCAUUUUCAAUAAAAGCACACAUUCCACUCAUGUAAAAACACCAGGCAGGCCUCACAAAUAACCCAGAGAUGCAUUUUAAAUAAAAGGACACAUUCUACUCAUGUAAAAACAUGCUGAUCCAUUGGCGGGCCGGAUUUAGGAGGUGAUUGGGCCGGAUCCGGUCCCCAGGCCUUAGUUUGCCUACCCAUGGUCUACACUGACUUGCAGUGGUCCUGCAGGGUUUCUGGCAGGGUUCUGUAGAUGCCAGAGAAUGAGCCUGGGACCUUUUACAGGCAAGGAUCUACCACUAUAGCUAAAUCCCUUCUCUCGCCAGGUCUUUCACUCUCUCACUGGUUUAUUUGUAGUGUUUUCCAGUUGGAAGCAGGAGGCACUGAGGAAUAGGGUUGCCACCUUUCGGCAAAAUAAGGGACAGGUUGGGGUGUGUGGGGGAUUGGGAAGCUAAAGAUUACCGUAUUUUUCACUCUAUAGGACGCACUUUUCCCCCUCCAAAAAUUAAGGGGAAAUGUGUGUGCGUCCUAUGGAGUGAAUGCAGGCUCCUUGGCUUCAGUGAAAGCAACGCGAAGCCUCCAAAGCGCAGAGGGAGCACUCCCUCCGCGCUCCGGAGGCUUCGCUUUGCUUUCGCUGAAGCCUGGAGAGCGAGAGGGGUCGGUGCGCACUGACCCUCUCGCUCUCCAGGCUUCAGGGAUAGCCACCUGAAGCCUUCGGAGUGCAGCGGGAACUCGCGCUGCACUCCGGAGGCUUCGGGUUCCUUUUGCUGAAGCCGGGAGAGCAAGACUCUCCUGGCUUCAGCAGAGAUGGAGAGCUGCACAGCGCCCCUUCAACCAAGCGGGAGGAGAAAUGGAAGGGGCUCUGUUUCUCCUGCCGCUUCGCUGAAGGGGCGCUGAGCAGAGAGGGGGAGAAUUUUUUUUUCUUCUUCUCCCCCUCUAAAACAAGGUGUGUCCUAUGGCCGGGUGCGUCCUAUAGAGCGAAAAAUACGGUACUUUACCUGGUAAAGAAAUGACUUCAAAGCGACCCAUUACAAUCAUCAAAUGGAAGCUGUCAGUACCUGCAAACAAUCCAGCAACAAUACUGAAAGGCAGUGCUCCCCACCUGCUGAAUUUCUGCCUGCCAGGAGGAGGAUAAAUGUAGAAACCCAGUCGAAACAAAAAAGAAAGGAAGGUGGGGACAGAUAGCAGCAAAUUCUUAGCUUUGAAGGGGCCGAGGCUGUUGCUCCAGGAAACAUUUCUUCUUAGAGCCAUUGGUAAGAGUUUGGCCCAACUCAGAAGAACCUUCUGGCGAGCUCUAUUGGCUAGCCUGGAGCAUCAAUCAGCCAGCUUUGGAGGGUGGGCUCAACACAAAGGAGGAAACUCUAAUGCUGAUUUUAUUUUUUCAUGACUCUGAAAAUGGGUUUGACCCUUCUGGUCCCUUCCAUCUCUAAAAAUUCUAUAACUGUGACUCGAUAACACCAUCCCAUAUGCAAGGCCCGCGGGCUUCCUCCUUCUGCAUUGUUCCUCUUCCUAGCUGUCUCCUCUUUCUGUUGGUGCAGUUAAUUCCAUCCCUCUGAAAAUAGCAGCUGAUGCUUACCUGAAAGCACUGAUGUCAAUAGAAGAUGAACUUCUGGUCAAUGUCAACAUUAUUGCCGAGGUUCAAGAAACAAACGAGAAGCUCACGGAAGAGCUGUCUUUAACCUUCAAGUACCCACCUCUGAAAGUGGAGGUAAGAAGUUAAAUAAUAUUAGCUCGGUGCAGGGUGGUCAGUUUAUGUAAAACCCGAGAGCAGAUGAGCUGGAAAGAAAAAUAAUAUAAAAUAAUAUAAAAUAAAAUAGGUGAAUGGAGAAGGGGCUCCACUGAAUUAUAUGCCGUAUUUUUCGCUCUAUAAGAUGCACCAGACCAUAAGACGCACCUAGUUUUUGGAGGAGGAAAACAAGAAAAAAUAUAUUCUGUAUCGCAGAAGCCAGAACAGCGAGAGGGAUCGCUGUCAGGCUUAUGGGAUAGCCGUGCGAAGCCUCUUCAGGUCAGGGGGAGCCUUCAUCCCGCUGCCCUCAACAGGCUUCACGCGGCUAUCCCAGAAGCUAGAACAGCGAGAGGGAGCGCUACACAGCUGUUCUGGCUUCUGGGAUAGCUGCGCAGCCUGCAUUCACUCCAUAAGACGCACACACAUUUCCCCUUACUUUUUAGGAGGGAAAAAGUGCAUCUUAUAGAGCGAAAAAUACGGUAUAUUAGCUAGCAGGGCAAACACUGCUGCCUUAGGGCUCCACUUACCUCAUCUGUUCAGAUGGGGUUUGGGCUCGGAGGAAGUGUGUUUUGGCCCCAAGACCCAUAAUAAAUUCCAAGUUUUACUUCUGGAGUGACAGUGGCUCAGUGCACCUGGUCAGUCUAGGUCCCAGAACUGGCCACUAGGAACUGACUUCUGCUAGGUUAUAGUUCUCCCCAAACCAGUGGAACUCCCUUCCAUAGCAGACCUUGCAUCUAUACAUUGUCAGAACAAGGAAAUCACACACUUACAAUACUUACCUGGCCAUCCAGGAGGGUGACUGGAGGGGAAAGAAAGGCAAGUGUUAUAAGAAAAACUGCUCCCUUUCCCUUAUGGGGUAUUCCAGAGCCCGUAUAGAGUCCUUAAGUGGCUUUCCUAUUGGUAGGAGAAAACAGAGGCCAACCAGAGUAUAUUGAGAAGCAAAGCGGCUAGUAAGCCUGAUCUUUAUUAAAGGAACUGUUGCAACAGGGUCCCCACUCACCACACGCAGGAGGGAGGAGAACCCCAAACAAUGGUGUGCAAGCCCACAUAUAGACUUUUGAAAUUGCCCACCCUGUAGCCCAAGACCACCCCCCCCCCAAAACAUCAUACAUACAUCACAGAAGGAGGCGAUCUACAGCAGAAAGACAUCACAGGAGGUGGUCUAUAGCAGAAAGACAUCACAGGAGGUGGUCUACAGCAGAAAUCCUGCCUGCCAGGAUACCUGAUAAUGGUCACUGAUUGUAUUACCUGGCCAGUCUGGCCAUGAUUUUGUGAUGGUUAAUACUUUAGUUCCUGAAUCCAGGUCACAGGCUCACCCUAAUCAUACACAAAUGUGCUCUUAAGAUAGGAUUUGCAAGCAAAAAAACAAAUGUGAAGGCUUUCCCUAUUUGCCUCCCUUACUGCAGAGGAAUAUUUGAGGUCACUGGGAGAGUCAAAAUGGCUUCAGGAUUGCUCCCCCACACUAUUUCAGACACAUGGUUCAUAUAUUCAGAUAUGUGUGCAUUUAUGAAUAUUUAUUCUAGAUUUCAGACCUUAAAAUUUUUGUAACACAAGCAAGGGGAUGGUUUGAACUCCCCACAAUUUUUCUCCUACCCUAACCCAGCUCCCUUUCCCCGCAAUAUUGUGCCUUCAGACCUGUCUAUGGAUGGUGAACAUUCACAAUCAUAACCUUCCUAUUGUUUUUAUAUGAAUGUGGAUUGCAUACACCUGACGUUUCCUUUCGUCAUCUCGAAUCCGUUCUUCAGUGGCCCUUCUUUCUUUUGCAGAUGGCAGACACUGCAAAGAUCAACCAGGAUUUUACCUGUGCGUUUAUUUUCAAGAACACACUGUGCAUUCCCUUGGAAAACUGCAAACUGCACGUAGAAGGCCUUGGCAUCUUUACGAUGGAAACGUUUGAUCAAGGGUAAGGUGCAUGUAGCUAAAAGGGGGCAACAUGCUGUGCACUGUUUUGCUGGCACUGCCUCUCUGACCUCCUCCCCUGGACCUUAAAGGAGAAGUUCAGUCUAGAACUUGAAAUUGUAAUAGUUCUUUCCCCCCCUUCUAUUGCAGUAAUCACUCACAGGAUUACUCAGAUUCGGUGGAGGACAAGGCUAUCAAGAUGAUGCCUAUGUUCUGUCUCCAUCAGAGGCAGUAUGCCUCUCGGUACCAAUUUCUGGGAAUUGCAGGAGGGGAGAAUGCUGUCGUCCUCAGGUCCUGCUUGCAUCUUCCCAAAGGCAUCUGGAUGCUCCCUGUGAGAACAGGAGGUUGGACCAUUAAGAGCCAAAGAACCGCCAUGUUGAAUUUGUCUAGCAUCAUCUCUCCAAGACUAGCCAGACUGUUGAUCAUUUGUUUGAGCUGCAUACAGCCGUUAAAAGGGGAUGCAGGUGGUGCUGUGGUCUAAACAAGGGACGUCCAACUCCCAAUAGCCAGCGAUCUACUCACAAUAUUAAAAAACUGGCAGUGAUCUGCCAGAGUUGUUGAGGUGGUUGAGCUUUUUCUGGAAAGGCAAAGCUGUUGAUCUUGUUUUGGAAAGGCAAAGUUGUUGAGCUUCUUUUAGGAAGCCAGAGUUGUGGAGGUUUCUUUGGGAAGCCAAAAUUUUGAGCUUUUUUGGGAAAGCCAAAGUUGUUGAGCAUUUUUUUUGGGGGGGGGGAGGGGAGGGGAACACUGAGGGGCCAGAGAUCUACCAGGAACGCCCCGCGUUCUACCAGUAGAUCACGAUCUACCUGUUGGACAUGCCUGGUCUAAACCACUGAGCCUCUUGGGCUUGCCGAUCAGGUCGGCAGUUCAAAUCCACAGAACAGGGUGAGCUCCCAUUGCUCUGUCCCAGCUCCUGCCAACCUAGCAGUUAGAAAGCAUGUAAAUAGGUACUGCUGUGGUGCGAAGGUAAACGGCGUUUCCGUGUGCUCUGGUUUCCAUCACUGUGUUCCGUUGCACCAGAAGCGGUUUAGUCCUGCUGGCCACAUGACCCGGCAAGCUGUCCGUGGACAAACGCAGGCUCCCUUGGCCUGAAAGUGAGAUGAGCACCAUAACCCUAGAGUUGCCUUUGCCUGGACUUAACUGUCCAGGGGUCCUUUAUCUUUUUUAUUCAAUGCAACAUCUCUCAUUCAUCAUUUCCUAGACUGGAAGAUACCCCGUUUGACAGAUCCACAUAUCUACAAAUAUCUCACACAAUUCAUGCGCACCAUGUUGUGGUUGCCACGUAGCUGGUAGGCAUGACAUGGAGCCCUCAAUCAGUUUUGCCCACCUCAUUACCAACCAAGCCCAGUGUUGUAAGUCUGGCAAUUCAUGAAGCCACUUCCAGGCAUUUUCCUCUUCAUUCCUCUCCUGAUUCGAGGAGAGCACCAAAAGGGCAAUCCUACUUGUGUAGGAGCUCCUUCGCGUGGGCUUUUGAUUGUGGAUACACUCCCCCAAGGAAUCUAGCACACAUAGAGCUAUGAUAUGUGAGUCUUUGUCAUUUUAUUUUUUAUCCUUUGUAGGGACAUAGCGCCGGGUGGAAUCUUUAAAUCAAAAAUUGUGUGCGCACCAAGGAGAGCCGGACUGAAGAAGAUUGUGGCCAAACUGAACUCCACCCAGCUGAAAGGAAUAACUGCGGAAAAGAUUAUUUCAAUCACAGAGUAGCUGUCAUUCCAAAACGCCAUCAGGCGCUGUCAGUGGCGGUGUGUGCAAUGAAAGAGCCUUGUUGACGCUGCCUGAAGUCUUGAUUAUGUGCCCAAACAUAGGAGAGUGAGAGACAUAAAUGCGAUAUUAAGGGAGUUUAAAGUGGCUUAAGCUGUUUUGAUUCUAGCUAAUGGGAAUUUAAUAGAGAUUAUUCAAAUCUGUUCUUGCAUGUGUGGCGAUUUAGCAGCUUAUGGUAACUAAAAGCAUGAUCUGUGAACUCUGGAGUGGGUUAGAGCUGUCUCUGUUUUCCUUUUGCCUGCACUUCUGAGCUUUGUGUAACGUCAGCAAUCCUUGUUGACUUCUUAUUCCUUUUGGCGUAUGUGGCUACUUCUGCCAUUUUCUUACUUCACAUCGUUUGUAGGCCCAACUGCAGUACAUUACGAAUGUGACAGCAAACUAGUGCGGCUAUAAACUGAGCCCCAAAAUACAGAGGGGUAAAAAGAUCAUCACAACCACCAGCAACUAAAGACAAAACAGCAGGUGUGAGAUGAAAAUAUCGAUUCUUUAAUAAGUACUGUUACACAGUCGAAGUCGGAAAACGAGGUACAAAGAGCAAAAAAUAGAACACGUGAGAUUUGUAAAUGUACACACUCUUUAGUUGCAUAGAAUAGGCUAGUGCACAGUCUGCUUGUGAAAAUAAAAGAAUAUUUUCUUGCAUGCUGGCUCCCAGCCCAUCAUUUAUUUAAAGCCUUUGAAACGAAGGCACCUUUAGCUUCCAGAACAGAUGCAUUUCUUAUUUAAGACGUACUUCUGGUUUCAAGCAAACACUGGGGUCAAUGGUUGCACAAUAUUGCAGUACAUGAUGAGUUUAAUGCACAAGAGCAUCUUCAACACAGCCGAGGUGCCACUUGUGCAAAUACUUAAGAUACUUCGCUUAAGGCAGGAUAUUCUGCUGGCUUCAACUGAGCUAUUCACAGUAGGUGGAAAUACACCUAGAAAUGUAAACACUGGAUCUCAGAUCAAGAAGCUCAUUUGGUGUGAAGUACCUUCUUGGGCUCAAGCCUAAAAGUCUCUCCGAUAAAUGAACAGAACAGUGUCUAAAUUCAUUUGGGUUCGGAAAGGGGGAAGGCAAGAUUAGAAGCUUUGGUCAAUUAACCUUGGUAUUCUGUAAAACCGUAAAGCUUUAUAAAAUGGCCUGGGGACCUGAGUAAGGCACUUUUAUUCAGUGUAAGGGAAAUAGCUCCUGCUAAAAUAUUGAAUCCCAAAUUGCAUUUAUUCCUCAAUUUUUCCUGUUUUUAAUUUUUAAAAAAGGAUGGAAGGGGAAGAAUGGAAAUCCAUCGCUAGAGGGUAUGUGACCAUAGUAACCAACUCCCAUGGGCCGAGGUCCCUUCAACCCCCACCCACAAUAAAAUAUUUGAGGGGCUGAGUCCCUCCACAGUUGCUGGGCGUUGCCAUUCAAAUGGUGUGCAUGCCAUGAGUCUUGUGAUGGGUUGUGCAGGGUGGGGCUUACCUGGGGCCCCCAAUACAGUCAUACCUUGGAAGUCGAACAGAACCUGUUCCACAAGCCCGUUCGACUUCCAAAACCAAAGCACAGCUUCUGAUUGGCUGCAGGAAGCUCCUGCAGCCAAUCGGAAGCCCUGUCGGACGUUCGGCUUCCAAAAAUAGUCCGCAAACUUGAACAGUCACUUCCGGGUUUGCGGCGUUUGGGAGCGAAAAUGUCCGACUACCAAGGCAUUCGACAACCAAGGUUACGACUGUACAGGACAGGGAGGGAAAGCAGAAUCCCUCUGUCAAAAACCAAUAAAUGUCACAAGACCACAGUGGCUUGGAUUUUACCUUCUAUUCAGAGAACACAACCCAGCUCCCUUCACAGAAAAGGGCUCUCUUGCUUUCUCCUUCAAUCCACUGGCAACCACGGGAAGCAGAAAUUUUGCGUAAUUUGUGUGAGUGGAAUUGCUUUCCCCUCACGGAGCCCCCGCUUUGGAGCCCAAGCCACUGGGAGCCUGCCUCUUGCUGCAUUUACCUUACGCAGGCAGCGUCAAAGCAGAAAUCUGCCAAUUGUUAGACGGUUCUCACUUUAGGCCCUUAGCACUGCAAUAGUAGCUAUUACGAUUUAACACUAGUACUUUGGAAUGCAAAAAAACACGAAAACCACCCCAAUCCUGCCAGCAAAGGCACGACAUAGGUCCCUUUCGAAAAGGCAUGUUUUCCCACACGGAUGGCGAGCUAAAGAAUUUAAGUAAUUAGCAUUUCCUGAACUGUUCACGGGCAGGAAUUCAUAUUAAAGGCCACACAUUAUUUUCCUAUUUAUUCCCCACGCUCAGGACUAUUUAUUAGGGCAAUAAAAUUAGAAUUUUUGUUAGGCAUUUUGCUAAUAGGUGCUCUACUGAUAGCAGUGGAGAGGCUCCUUACAGAAAAAUAUGGAUUACUGAACGGAUUGCGACGGUCCCUCUAAGACAACCGGCAAAUAUGAGCUAGGAUCACUGUUGAGUAGCAAGUUGCUAUGUUCCCAUAUUUGACAUUUAGCCUUCAAACAUGGGCAGGUACAAAUACAUAGCCUGUCCGCAGUGUCAAAGAAUUCCGUGCCUUAUUCCAAUUCAAGAGACUUGUUUUUUUAAUGCAACUCCCAGACACAAAGCCAGAAGGUGAGUUGAAAAUUUUGCCAUGUAGCAGGAGAGGUUGCCAAGAAUCAUCAUUGCAGAUCUAUCCAUUCUAUUUGGCCGUUGCUUUUAUGCUUAUUAAAUCCCGCCAGAAAAGAAUUCCACACACUUAAUAGGCACAUAACAAUCAUGACCGUCUGUGUUUCUUUUCUUCACUGAGUCCUCAGGUUUGAAUUAGGGACUCGCAUAUUAUGUAUUGUGGAAUUCCAAAUAUUUUGACAGCUGCCAUUUUGAUAUAUUUAUCAAUUUCCAUUUAUAAAACUACAAUGCCUCUCUUCCUCCAAUUAUAUAGCUCCAUUAUCCCUUCUAAAAUGAUAUACUGCUUUAGAAUCAAGCAGGUAUUUAACUGAAGGCUGGCAAGUUGUAACUUGGACAGUGUGCGGAGGGAGUGAAGGUAUAACUGCUCCUAGAUUUUCCUUCCCCUUUGUUUGCUAGUUUAAAAAGGACCAGGUGAUAAGCAAAACCUCUGCCUGAAAUCUUGGGAGAGUCCUUGCCAGUCAGAUUUGACAAUAUGGGCUAAAUGGACCAGUGGUUUGACAGCAUCACAGACCCCUGCUCAUGUCCUGUAAGGGGUGGGGGGAAGAGUACAGGCAAAAAGGACCGGGGAGGAAUGAGCAGGAGUUUAAAAAGGUACGCACGCAUAUGCUCCCAGUUACGAGACAGCCCUAGCUUAACUUCAAUCCCUAGUCCCAAAAUGGUGGGAAUCUCUGAGAGCUUUUCAGUUCCCUUUUUGAUACCUGAAAAUUAGCUUCCCGUUUUAAAAUUAGCUGUAUUUCGAUUAUAUUUUGUUAUCAAUAAAGCUUUAAGUCCUAAUACAGUGGUACCUUGGUUCUCGAACUUAAUCCGUUUGACUCCUGAACCUGUUUGAAAACCAAGGCGCGGCUUCCGAUUGGCUGCACUCAAUCGAAAGCUGCGUCGGAUGUUCGGCUUCUGAAAAAUGUUCGCAAACCCGAACACUUGCUUCCAUGUUUGUGGUGUUCGGCAGCCAAUUUGUUCAGGAGCCAAGCCGUUCGAGAACCAAGGUACCACUCUAAUAGGCUAGGAUCAAAAGAGCUACUCCUGGAUAUUUUUUUUCCCUUUAAAUGUCACACAGCUCUUUUAAUCAGGACGCCCCCCCCCCUCGUAAGCUGCUUUAGAAACUCCCUUCAGUUUCAAAAAAGUGUUUUGCUAUGCCCUAAUAGGCAGUGGGAGCUGACACUUAAAAGCAACACAAAACCCCAAAGCACAAAGAACACAGGUUGUUGUUUUUUAGAUCCUAGCUAUACUGAGCUCAUCCAUCACAGAGCUCUCCCUGUUCCCUCUAUUUUUACAAAAAGACAACGGAUAAGGUGCUAAAUGGGCUCUCCCAACUGAUAAACAACAUAAAACGCAAAAAUCCCCUUGGUAAAUUAUUAUUUUUUUAUAGCACCUGGUAUUAAAAGGGAAGAUUGAAGAAGCUAUUUGUCUCUUUCUUAAGUCUUUGCUUCCAGAAACAUUCUUGUUCUUAAAAACACUGCAUCACAUGUAUCUUCUCUUGCAUGGGGGUCGAGAUUCAAUAACACUGCGGCACUUGUUGUUCCCAGACUGCUCACUAGGCCCUACAGCUGCAAAGUAACCCGUCUCUGUUUUUAUUAGAGAUGCUCAGUAUCCUCAACACUGAAAGUUAACCCUUUUGAGAUACACGAGAAUAUUCACUCAAGGCUCUGCCAUUCAAAGCGAUCAGCCAAGUUGCUAUGAUAAACCAGCCUCACGAGAACAAUUUACAAAAAGAUGUGCUUUGGCCUUCAAGCUUCUACACCAGGCCAGAACCACAAUUGCAACAGUUCUCUUUCAGAGCCAGAGACUCUCUGUGCUGCAAAUUACCGAAUUUUUCGCUCUAUAAGACACACCAGACCACAAGACGCAC
Podarcis lilfordi (Lilford's wall lizard) is the source of this 39527-nucleotide messenger RNA. NCBI's taxonomy places the organism in Eukaryota, Metazoa, Chordata, Lepidosauria, Squamata, Lacertidae. The record is from the annotation of a GenBank genome assembly.